GCGGAGUUGAAAGAUGGCUCCCAGGUGGCUGUCAAGGCCAUUGACCUUGCAGCUGUUGUAGGCGCCGGGGACAACCCGGAGGACGCCGGCUUUGACGAAGAGGUCAUGAUGCUGAGCAAGUUCCGGCACCCCAACUUGGUCACCUUGCUCGGGUGGGGAAGCCAUGGCAGCUCCAGGUAUUUGGUUUACGAGCUCCUCUCUGGUGGGGAUCUUUUCCGACGGCUCCAUAAGAGCAGAUCGCAGACCCCCACCCCUUUUCCAUGGCACGAGCGCUUGUCUGUUUGCCUGGACGCUGCCACCGGGCUCUCCCAUAUGCACAACUCAACACCCAAGGCCUUCCAUCGAGACAUCAAGUCCGCCAACAUCUUGCUAGAUCGGCAUGGAACGGCGAAGAUGGCUGAUUUUGG
This is a messenger RNA of Symbiodinium pilosum, 407 nucleotides long. The record is from the annotation of a GenBank genome assembly. NCBI's taxonomy places the organism in Eukaryota, Dinophyceae, Suessiales, Symbiodiniaceae.